AUGCCUGUGCGCUGGUAUGUGGUGUCUGACUGCCCCUCGCUGCGCUACAAAGCCGCAGAUAAGUAUGGACCAAAGGUGCUACUGCCAACGCGAGAACUUGUGACGGACCACAUCUUCUAUAAGUCAGGAAACAGGACAAGGGACAUGCUGGCUUUUCGCACGGCCUUUGCUGAGCAGUGGCUGUUGGGCAUGACUGAUUUCCAGGUCAUAACAGAGGAGUCCACUUUUGGGCGUCUAGCUGCGCUGCGCUCUCUGCGGUUCCGAUCCGUAUACACAAUACGGGGGGCCGAGGCAAUGGCGGCGCGCGGCCGCAAUGCCUCAUGGGAGUGUGUGCGGAGCGAGUUUGACAAUUUCGAGGAGGUGGCAGUCAAUCACCCCUGGGUGAAGGUGCUGUGA
Molecule: messenger RNA, 396 nt
Organism: Coccomyxa subellipsoidea C-169
Lineage: Eukaryota; Viridiplantae; Chlorophyta; Trebouxiophyceae; Coccomyxaceae
Exons: 3
Coding region: 1-396 (131 amino acids)
Source: RefSeq, a predicted model, not a curated record